CCACGUUGGAUCGAACAGUUGGUAUCGUAUGGUGCCUUCGGGCUCUCGGGACCGCGGCCACGAUCUCUUCAGAGUCCGGACUCAUCGAUCAUUGAUCAAUAUGAUCAAUACCAUGAAACGCGAUGAAAGAUCACGCCAAGUGGAGCCGCCCCUAGUUCAGCUGCCGUGCAGUAUCUCGAGUAGCGUGUCGGAGCUCGAAGAUCUUGUAAGCCUUUGCACACCGUGCACGAGCUGUGGGUGUUGUCGGCCAGAUAUCUCCCCGAGCACGAUUCUGGAUCCUAUAUAAAGCGCUGUGGAUGACCCUGUUUUAUCAUCUACCCAUUCUAUACUCCCUGGCCGCGAUAGAAGCGAUAUUUCGCUCUUCACAAUAAGAGAUUUUCACGUUACACUGUCCUCUUGUCUGCUUGAUUUGCGAAAUCCUCAAGCAUCAUGGCUGGCCCCCCUUGGUCCACAGUCUAUGUCGGGAUCGCGGCCUACACGAUCACUCGGUCGACCGUGGGCAUGUUUUUUCUCCUAUCCUUCGUCGCAACCGUGGCCAAGAUCGUCUACAAGUUGACCUUGUAUCCUGCUUAUUUUUCUUCUGUGGGCCACAUCCCAUCCCCGUCGCGCCGAUCAUGGCUCACGGGAAACUCAAAGUCCUUUUUCAUUGAGUCGCCGUUCGAGGAGAUGCGCGAAUGGAUCACCUCCAUCCCCAAUAAUGGCCUGAUUCGCUAUUACAUCGCCGGAAACCUGGAGCGUGUGCUCCUGACCAGUCCCAAGUCAUUGAGCGAGCUGCUGGCGCACAAGGUGUACGAGUUCCCGAAGCCCGAUAUCAUUCGCGCCAGUCUGGCUCGUGUCACUGGUGAGCACGGCUUGCUCUUGGUUGAGGGCGAUGAACAUAAGCAACAAAGAAAGAACCUCAUGCCGGCUUUCGCAUACCGACACAUCAAGGAAAUCUACCCCAUCUUCUGGACCAAAAGCGCCGAGAUGGUCAAAUGCAUUGAAGACGACUUGAAGAACCGCGCCGACCCAACAGACAACAUCGUCUGCAUCGGCACCUGGGCCAGCCGAGCCACGCUGGACAUCAUCGGAGUCGCCGGGAUGGACCACGACUUCGAUGCCCUCCGGAACCCCAACAACGAGCUCCAGCGGCAGUACCAAACGAUCAUGUCCGACCCUCCCCUCGGAAUGAAAGUGCUGUACGUCUUCGCCAUGAUGAUGGGCAACCCCGGCUGGGUCACCAAGCUCCCCCUCAAGCGCAACGAAGACAUCAUGAACGCGUCCGAGGUCAUCCGCAGCGUCGCACGGCAAAUGAUCCGCGAGAAGCACCAAAAGCUCAACACCGACACCACCGGCGUCGACAUCCUCUCCGUCGCCCUCCAAAGCGGCUCCUUCACCGAAGACGAGCUCAUCGACCAAAUGAUGACCUUCCUGGGCGCCGGCCACGAAACCACCUCCACCGCCCUGCAAUGGGCCAUCUACGCCCUCUGCAAACACCCCGACGUCCAGGCCCGUCUCCGCGACGAAGUCCGCUCCAACCUCCCCUCCAUCUCCACCGACCAUCCGGCCCCCUUGUCCGCCACCACCCUCGAUGCCCUCCCCUACCUCAGCGCCGUCUGCAAUGAGAUCCUGCGCUUCCACCCCUCCGUGCCCUCCACCGUGCGCAUCGCCAGCCGCGACACCACCCUCGUCAACACCCCCAUCCCCAAGGGCACGCUCUUCCUCAUCGCCGCCGCCGUCAUCAACCACAACAAGGAGCUCUGGGGCCCCGACGCCGACCAGUUCAACCCCGAGCGCUGGCUGGGGCCCGGCCGCGCCAACACCGGCGGCGCCGCGAACAACUACGCCUACCUGACUUUCCUGCACGGCCCGCGCAGCUGCAUCGGUCAGGGCUUCGCGAAGGCGGAGCUGGCGUGCCUCGUAGCGUCCCUGGUUGGUCGGUUUGAGAUGGUGCUGGCGCAUCCGGAGAAGAAGCUGGAGGUGAGACAGAGCGCGACGGUCUGUCCGAAGGAUGGGGUGUUGGUGAAAAUGAAUGUUUUGGAGGGGUGGUAGUCUGCUAUUUCUUUUAUUUUCUGUCUUUCUUGAUUUCUUUCUUUCUUUUUCUUUUUUUCAAAACAUUUUUAUAUAUAACUACAGUUCCGAAGUAGGUCCGAUGAAAGCGACAAACUUUUCUUUCUAUCCUCUGUCCCUUGAACGUGCAAGUAUAGUAUAGAC
Aspergillus steynii IBT 23096 is the source of this 2193-nucleotide messenger RNA. RefSeq names its product cytochrome P450. The transcript has 3 exons. The record is from RefSeq and is a predicted model, not a curated record. Bases 430 to 2031 code for a protein of 533 amino acids. Lineage: Eukaryota; Fungi; Ascomycota; Eurotiomycetes; Eurotiales; Aspergillaceae. Gene Ontology annotation, molecular function: iron ion binding; monooxygenase activity; heme binding.